AUGCACGGAAAUCCGUGCAGAAUUUUGGGUAUCCGAUCACUAGAGGACGUUAUUUAUGGGGUUGAUGAACACGGUAGAUUGUUCAAAUUCCAAAACGCCAAGUUUACAUGGUUGCUGGACGAGAAUCACGCGGUUUUGAGGGAUCUUAAACCAGGGUUUUUUAACGAUCUGGUGGUUGUAAAGAAGAUGAUAUACAUUACAGAUUCCUUUACAUACCACCCAACAUUCCACCCUCUACAGAGAUUCUUUUCAUUUGAAAAUUCAGGACGAAUUUUGGGGUACAACCUUGAAAACGGGGAGUUGAAGGUUGUAGCUGAUGGCUUGUAUCUACCAAAUGGUAUCGAGUUGUACCACGACAAUCGUUCUCUGCUAGUUUCUGAGUGCUCCAUGUUCCGGGUUGUAAGGUUUGACAUCGAAUCAAAAACAAUAUCACCGUUUAUUGAAAACACUUUUGGUGCUGUUGACAACAUUCGUCGAUCAAACGACGGAGGAUAUUGGAUUGGGUUGUCAGCUACCAGAUUUACUUCGUCAUCAUUGCUCGACUUUCUCGGGAGAUAUCCAGCCCUUCGGCACAUAUUGACCAACAAGGCGCUGCUCCCUCUGCUCCUUCUACACGACACUGUAUAUGGUACAGGUCCCGCCCUUUACAAGGUCGACUCUAAAGGCGCUACUCUUCAUCUGCUGACAGACCCUCACAAACUGACAAAGACAAUCUCAUUCAGCGAGAUUCAUGAGAUUGGAGAACAAAUCUUUGUUGGGACUCCCUUUUCUCCGCACAUUUUUGUGUUUCUUAAUUUGAAGUGAUGAAAUACUCUCGACAAACAUUUGGGGUUUUAAAUUUUAGUGCUAUUACUACUAGUACUAUAAUAUUCUUUUAAUAUUACUUACUAUAUACUAAUUUCACAUUAAUUGUCAGAAGUUUACAAAUCAACAUACCUUAUCGGCCUUAAUCUAGCCAACCAAGAAGCUUGCCCGGCCAUACACAAAAGCUUAAAAUUUGGAAUAAGUUAGUAUCAAGUAUUAAAUAAAUGUAUACAUUUAUGAUUUUCAUUUAUGGGUUUAGAAUUAGAGGCAUUAAGUUUAAAGUUUAAAUUAACUUAAUAAAACGACAGUUUUUGAUUCAAGAUAUCUAUCAUAUAAUAUACAAAAUAUAUAUAUUUUCAAAUUCUU
Messenger RNA from Bolinopsis microptera, 1170 nucleotides. Its product is annotated as adipocyte plasma membrane-associated protein-like. Gene Ontology annotation, biological process: biosynthetic process. Gene Ontology annotation, cellular component: endomembrane system. NCBI's taxonomy places the organism in Eukaryota, Metazoa, Ctenophora, Tentaculata, Lobata, Bolinopsidae. Gene Ontology annotation, molecular function: hydrolase activity; strictosidine synthase activity. Bases 1 to 804 code for a protein of 267 amino acids. The record is from RefSeq and is a predicted model, not a curated record. The transcript has 7 exons.